CUGAGAAAACCCCCAAAACUAAACACCAUUUCCUCUCUCUCUCCUCUCUCUCUCUCUCUCUCUACAGAGGUUCGAUUUCAUUAUCAGUGUUGCAGAACAUCACCAGACAGACGACCAAGGAGAGAAUCUAUGCCCGAAAUCACAAUCCAUGGAGGAGAAGAAAACUCACACCCAAACCCCCUCACAAACGCAGAAUUCCCCCACCCUCCCCACACCGCCACCGCCACCGCCGCCAUUAUUUUCCGAUCAGAUCAUAAAUAUUCCGGGCGGCGGGUUUUCCUCGACUCCGACCACCUCCCUAUUCGACAUACCCUCCGAUCAUCACCACCAGCAGAAGCCCUCCUUGGGAUUCGUCGACGUCCUCAGCAGCGUCCAUGAUUUCACCAUUCCUUCAUCCAUAUUCGACGAUUUGCUUCAGAACAUCACCGCCCCUCUCCAUUCGCCGCCCUCCGCCGCCGCGCCGGAAUAUUAUCACGAGGCGGCGAAUGCUCCCGCCACCCCUAAUUCCUCCUCCAUGUCGUCGUCUUCGACGGAGGCAGCUGCCAACGACGACCACAAAAAGAAUGAAAUCACUGCAGAAGGUGAAGGUGAAGGAGAAGGCGAUGGAGACGAAGAAUCUCAGGAUCAAGAAAAAACCGCUAAGAAAAAACUGAAACCCAAAAAGAAGAACCAAAAGAGGGCAAGAGAACCGAGAUUUGCGUUCAUGACAAAGAGUGAAAUCGAUCAUUUGGAUGAUGGAUACAGAUGGAGAAAGUACGGUCAGAAAGCUGUGAAAAACAGCCCUUUUCCAAGGAGCUACUAUCGUUGUACAAGUACAGCAUGUGGAGUGAAAAAGCGAGUUGAAAGAUCCUCUGAGGAUCCAUCCAUUGUUGUCACAACCUACGAAGGUACACACACACAUCCCUGCCCCAUCACCCCCCGGGGCAGCUUUGGGUUCCUGCCGGAAACCUCCAUGUUCGGCGGCGCCGCCGGAUCACUCCGCGGUGGCUCCGCCGCCUCCAACUUUCUAAUUCCCCAAAUACUCAGCCACCAUCAGUAUCAUCAUCAUCAUCAGCAGCAGCAGCAGCAAUUAAGACAGCCACAGGUGGUUAUUCAGCAGCAGCAGCAGCAACCCUAUUUCCAUAGCUUGAAUAAUCCGCCGUUGAGUUUGAUCAGCACCGGUAAUAAUCCUACAUUUCCUCCUAUGUUUCGGGAAACACCAUUUUGCCCUUCGUCGUCUUCUUCGGCGAGAGACCAUGGCCUUCUCCAGGACAUGCUGCCAUCACAGAUGUUGAAGGAUCAGAAGGAGGAGUAGAAAUUGAAAUUAAUUUUUAAGUUACUAUACUGAUAUGAUCAUCACAUGUUGAUUAAUUAAUUAAUUAAUUAAUUAAUUAGUAAGGAGUUUGAAUUAUUAUUAUUAUUAUUAUUACUAUUAAUUGUUUAAUUAAUAUAUUGCUUAGAUUAGUAGCUAAUUAUUAGAUUCUGUAUAUUUUUGUAUUUCUUAAUUUGCAGCUGACUUGGGAAAGUGUGGGUUCUUUCUUUACAUAUAGAACCCAUUUCAUAUUAUAUAUAUAUAUAUAUAUAUUUUAUUAGAAUUAAUUAAUUUCAGUUAUUUAUUACUCUCCUCUUAGUUCAUGUAUUUUUGGUGUAGUUUAUUGUACUUGAUUCAACCUUUUUCUUUUUACUUCAGUAAUUGUGAUAAUUAAUUAUAGUGUGUGUAUUUUUAAUUAUAUUUUUGUGUAUCAUCAGAUUCAUUAAGUAUAUGAUUGAUUGGUCUUCUCUGAGAAGCUAAGAAAUGCUGUGAGAUUAGCUAGGGUUAGGGUUUUCUUGUUUUCACUUUCAGGUUUAAGCUUUUGAUUUUUAAAUUUCUUGAUUUCUCAUGAGCUUAAGAGAG
This is a messenger RNA of Andrographis paniculata, 1873 nucleotides long. RefSeq names its product WRKY transcription factor 23-like. The transcript has 3 exons. The record is from RefSeq and is a predicted model, not a curated record. NCBI's taxonomy places the organism in Eukaryota, Viridiplantae, Streptophyta, Magnoliopsida, Lamiales, Acanthaceae. Gene Ontology annotation, molecular function: sequence-specific DNA binding; DNA-binding transcription factor activity. Gene Ontology annotation, biological process: regulation of DNA-templated transcription. Bases 149 to 1294 code for a protein of 381 amino acids.